Oryza brachyantha (malo sina) is the source of this 3664-nucleotide messenger RNA. RefSeq names its product methionine S-methyltransferase. The transcript has 12 exons. Gene Ontology annotation, molecular function: methyltransferase activity; pyridoxal phosphate binding. The coding region runs from base 143 to 3424 and encodes 1093 amino acids. NCBI's taxonomy places the organism in Eukaryota, Viridiplantae, Streptophyta, Magnoliopsida, Poales, Poaceae. The record is from RefSeq and is a predicted model, not a curated record. Gene Ontology annotation, biological process: biosynthetic process.
GAAUAGUAUUUGUAUCGGACGGGGUAUAUUCGUUGUAUAUAAAAGCGAGUCCUGCCCUGCCCGCCAAUUUCUAUUCUAUUCUGCAGACCAACAAACCCAACCCAACCCAUCGAUCUAUUCUAUUCUAUAGAGUAGAAAUCCAAUGGCCGCCGCCGCCGACCUGGAGCUGGAGCUGGAGUCCUUCUUGGCGACCUGCGCGGCCUCCGGCGACGCGGCCUACGCCGCCGCCAAGGCGGUGCUCGAGCGCCUCCACCACCCGCCCUCCCGCGCCGAUGCCCGCCGCCUCCUCGGCGCCGUCCGCCGCCGCUUCGCUGGCCCCGCCGCCGGGGAGGAAUGCUUCCGCACCUUCCACUUCCGCAUCCACCACGUCCUCCUCGACGACCCCCACCUCCAAGGAUUCCAGCAGAGAAAGAAGCUAACAAUGAUGGAAAUACCUAGCAUUUUCAUUCCUGAAGACUGGUCCUUCACUUUCUAUGAGGGCCUCAAUCGUCAUCCAGAUUCCAUUUUCAGGGAUAAGACAGUAGCUGAGCUGGGAUGUGGCAAUGGUUGGAUAUCCAUUGCGCUUGCAGAAAAGUGGUCCCCUUCGAAGGUCUAUGGACUGGAUAUAAACCCAAGAGCUGUCAAGAUUGCAUGGAUAAACCUCUACUUGAAUGCACUAGACGACGAUGGUCUCCCAAUCUAUGAUGGGGAGGGGAAAACAUUGCUGGAUAGAGUUGAAUUCUACGAAUCUGAUCUUCUCUCUUACUGUAGGGACAACAAAAUAGAACUUGACCGCAUCGUUGGAUGCAUACCACAGAUUCUUAACCCGAACCCAGAAGCAAUGUCAAAGAUCGUAACUGAAAAUUCAAGUGAGGAGUUCUUGUAUUCCUUGAGUAACUACUGUGCUCUUCAGGGUUUUGUUGAGGACCAAUUUGGCCUUGGGUUGAUUGCUCGGGCAGUUGAAGAAGGGAUAUCAGUCAUAAAACCUAUGGGUAUUAUGAUAUUUAACAUGGGUGGUCGACCAGGACAAGGUGUCUGUGAACGCCUAUUUCGACGCCGUGGAUUUUGUAUCACAAAGCUCUGGCAGACAAAAAUUAUGCAGGCUGCUGACACAGAUAUUUCAGCUUUAGUUGAAAUUGAGAAAAAUAGCCGGCAUCGCUUUGAGUUUUUCAUGGAUCUUGUUGGGGAUCAGCCUGUCUGUGCACGCACAGCUUGGGCAUACAUGAAAUCUGGUGGGCGUAUUUCACAUGCUUUGUCUGUGUAUAGCUGUCAACUUCGCCAGCCCAACCAGGUGAAGAAAAUAUUUGAGUUUCUUAAAGAUGGAUUCCAUGAAGUCAGCAGCUCCCUGGAUUUGUCCUUUGAUGAUGAUUCUGUUGCUGAUGAAAAAAUACCUUUCCUAGCAUACCUAGCUAGUUUUUUGAAGGAGAAUAAAUACAAUCCUUGUGAGCCACCAGCUGGGUGUCUAAACUUCCGGAGUCUCGUGGCUGGAUUUAUGAAGAGUUACCACCAUAUCCCGUUAACUCCCGAUAAUGUUGUUGUUUUCCCUUCCCGCGCUGUGGCAAUAGAAAAUGCUCUUCGACUAUUCUCACCUGCACUUGCGAUUGUUGAUGAACAUCUGACCAGACAUCUGCCAAAGCAGUGGUUAACAUCUUUAGCAAUUGAGGGAAGAGCAGAUUGUAACCGUGCCGAAGAUACAGUUACCGUAAUUGAGGCACCCCGCCAAUCUGAUCUGUUGAUUGAGUUAAUCAGGAAAUUGAAGCCUCAGGUUGUUGUUACUGGCAUGGCCCAGUUUGAGGCUAUCACAAGUGCUGCUUUUGAGAACUUAUUAAGUGUAACGAAAGAUGUUGGUUCCCGGUUAUUCAUUGAUAUUUCAGAGCAUCUGGAGUUGUCUAGUUUGCCAAGCUCCAAUGGUGUAUUGAAAUACCUUGCUGGAAAGACCCUACCUUUCCAUGCAGCUAUACUGUGUGGUUUAGUGAAGAAUCAGGUUUAUUCUGAUCUGGAAGUUGCUUUUGCCAUUUCUGAAGAUGAAGCUGUUUAUAGGGCAUUAUCACAAACAAUUGAGCUAUUGGAAGGGCACACAUCUCAGAUCAGCCAGCACUAUUACGGUUGUCUUUUCCAUGAGCUGCUGGCAUUUCAAAUUGCGGACCGACAUCCACAACAAGAGAGACAACCUGCAGAAGUGAUACCUCAGAAGAUGAUUGGAUUUUCGAAUUCAGCUAUGUCUACCCUAAAAGAAGCUGAAUUCUUCGUUCCUGACCCCAAAGAAUCUGGUGUUAUUCAUAUGGAUUUAGAUCGCAGCUUCUUGCCAGUGCCUUCUGAAGUGAAUGCCUCCAUUUUUGAAAGUUUUGUUAGGCAGAACAUAACUGAAUCUGAAACCGAUGUUCGCUCUAGCAUUCAACAGCUGGUGAAAGAUAGCUAUGGUUUCCCAGAAGAUCUUUGUUCUGAAAUUAUAUAUGGCAACACCUGUCUUGCACUCUUCAACAAGCUUGUUCUUUGCUGCAUCCAAGACCAGGGUACCUUACUUUUCCCCUUGGGAGCUAAUGGGCACUAUGUCUUGGCAGCAAAGUUUGUGAAUGUAAAUACAGUUACUAUUCCAACAAAGUUAGAUUCAGGCUUCAAGAUUGAACCACGGGUUCUAGCUGACACACUUGAGACAGUAUCUAGGCCAUGGGUUUAUAUUUCUGGCCCCACAAUUAACCCUACUGGUUUGCUGUACAGUGACAAUGAUAUUCAAGAGCUCCUUUCUGUUUGUGUUAAAUAUGGAGCUAGAGUAGUGAUAGAUACCUCUUUUUCUGGUCUGGAAUUCCAAACUGACGGCUGGAGUCGAUGGAAUUUGGAAAGAUGUCUUUCUGCUGUGAACUGUCCAAAUCCCUCAUUCUCUGUUGCUCUUCUCGGAGAGCUGUCCUUUGAACUGACUGCAGCAGGGCAUGAUUUUGGGUUCCUAAUUUUGAAUGAUUCAUCCUUGGUCGACACAUUUCACAGUUUCCCAAGCUUGAGUCGUCCCCACAGUACGCUGAAGUACACUUUCAAAAAACUACUGGGCCUGAAGAAUCAGAAGGAUGAGCGCUUCUCCAAUCUCAUCAUGGAGCAGAAGGAGACACUAAAGAGUCGUGCUGGCCACUUGAUAAAGACACUCGAGAGCUGUGGCUGGAAUGUUGCCGGCAGUCGCGGUGGCAUAUCGAUGUUGGCGAGACCGACUGGCUACAUUGGCAAAACAAUCAAGGUGGAGGGGUUCGAGGGCAAGCUAGAUGGCUGCAACAUCAGGGAAGCCAUUCUGAGGUCCACAGGGCUGUGCAUAAACAGCAGCUCAUGGACGGGGAUACCGGAUCACUGCAGGUUCAGCUUUGCUCUGGAGAGCGGCGAGUUCGAGCGUGCAGUGGGCUGCAUAACUCGCUUCAACGAGUUGGUUCUGGGAAGCAAGGGUUCUGAUAUGAAUGGUAACUAAAACGAAAGCAUUGUCGUGAAAGCUGAAUCCUAAAGAAAUGUAGCCACCACUGUAAUGCAUAUAUUGUUACUCUUUUUAUCCGUUGGUAGAGCCUGUCCGUGGCUGAUUGAAGAACCCUUUUGUGCUUAGAAAAGGAAUAACGGCAUGGGAUGCAUGCACUUGUGCUGUGAAUGAAUGAAUGAUAGUAUUGGCAUUUGGAAUCACGUAAGUCUGAAGGAUCAAGGAUGGAUAUAUUGGCAA